Molecule: messenger RNA, 4628 nt
Organism: Acanthoscelides obtectus
Lineage: Eukaryota; Metazoa; Arthropoda; Insecta; Coleoptera; Chrysomelidae
Source: the annotation of a GenBank genome assembly
CAUUGAUCGACAUGGACCAAUGAAAGCGAGCCACCAAAUUAGACAUCGGCCAAUAGAAUCGCGCCUCGUCUACCGAUCGUCCAAUCAAUACCCAACACGAGUACUCUGCCAGAUAUAUUUUUGGUAUUUCGGAAAUUAUUUCAGCCAGUUUGUCAAAGAGAGUCAAUUGAAAGAGGUGUUUGAAUUUGCAAGUUUUAGGAGCGAUAUCUCAUAAAUUAUUGAAGAUUUUUAAUAUUUGUGAUUUCCUGUGUGUGCAUUAACUAAAUAUUGUGUUCAGAUUGAAGUCCAAAAUGAAGUUGCAGCUAUGCUUAGGGGUGCUGUGCCUCCUAGUAGCAGUUUUUGCUAAGGAGGACAAGAAGGAAAAAGAUGAUGUGGGCACAGUUAUUGGUAUUGAUUUAGGAACAACAUAUUCAUGCGUGGGUGUAUACAAGAACGGGCGAGUGGAGAUAAUAGCAAACGACCAAGGUAACAGGAUCACCCCCUCGUACGUGGCGUUCACGGCGGACGGUGAACGUCUGAUCGGUGACGCAGCCAAGAAUCAGCUGACCACCAAUCCUGAAAACACCAUCUUCGACGCGAAGCGUCUGAUUGGUCGCGAAUUCAACGACGCUAACGUCCAGCAUGACAUCAAACUGUUCCCCUUCAAGGUCAUCGAGAAGAACAGCAAACCGCACAUCCAGGUGGAAACCAGUCAAGGCACCAAGGUGUUCGCCCCCGAGGAAAUCUCCGCUAUGGUCCUCGGCAAGAUGAAGGAGACUGCCGAAGCGUACCUGGGGAAGAAGGUUACCCACGCUGUUGUGACUGUGCCAGCUUACUUCAAUGAUGCUCAGAGACAGGCUACCAAGGAUGCAGGUAUCAUCGCCGGUUUGAACGUGAUGCGUAUCAUCAACGAGCCGACCGCAGCCGCUAUCGCGUACGGUUUGGACAAAAAGGAUGGCGAGAAGAACGUCUUGGUGUUCGAUUUGGGCGGUGGUACUUUCGAUGUAUCCCUUCUGACGAUCGAUAACGGCGUGUUCGAGGUAGUCGCCACCAAUGGAGAUACCCAUCUGGGAGGUGAGGACUUUGACCAGAGGGUCAUGGAUCACUUCAUCAAGCUGUACAAGAAGAAGAAGGGCAAGGAUAUCAGGAAGGAUAACAGAGCUGUACAGAAACUGAGGAGGGAAGUCGAAAAAGCAAAGAGAGCAUUGUCCGCCAGCCACCAAGUUAGGAUCGAGAUCGAAUCAUUCUUCGAUGGCGAGGACUUCUCAGAAACGUUGACCAGAGCCAAGUUCGAGGAGCUGAACAUGGACCUGUUCCGAUCCACGCUGAAACCCGUGCAGAAGGUACUCGAAGAUGCCGACAUGAACAAAAAGGACAUCGAUGAGAUCGUAUUGGUCGGUGGGUCCACGCGUAUCCCCAAGAUCCAGCAGUUGGUGAAAGACUUCUUCGGUGGCAAGGAACCUUCCCGGGGUAUCAACCCUGAUGAAGCUGUGGCGUAUGGAGCUGCCGUGCAAGCUGGAGUCCUGUCCGGAGAGCAAGAUACUGAUGCUAUUGUGCUGCUUGAUGUCAACCCACUGACCCUUGGUAUCGAAACUGUUGGAGGUGUGAUGACCAAGCUGAUCCCAAGAAACACCGUCAUCCCCACGAAAAAAUCCCAGAUCUUCUCCACAGCGUCUGACAAUCAGCACACAGUCACCAUCCAAGUAUACGAAGGCGAGAGACCCAUGACCAAGGAUAAUCAUCUGCUCGGCAAGUUUGAUCUGACAGGAAUCCCACCAGCGCCCAGAGGAGUGCCCCAGAUCGAGGUUACGUUCGAAAUUGAUGCCAACGGUAUCCUGCAGGUGUCGGCUGAAGACAAAGGUACUGGCAACAGGGAAAAGAUCGUGAUCACCAACGACCAGAACCGCCUGACUCCCGAUGACAUUGACAGGAUGAUCAGGGAUGCCGAGAAGUUCGCCGACGAGGACAAGAAACUGAAAGAACGCGUCGAAGCGAGGAACGAACUCGAAAGCUACGCUUACUCCCUCAAGAACCAGCUCAGUGACAAGGACAAGCUUGGAGCCAAACUGUCAGAUGACGAAAAAACCAAGAUGGAGGAGGCGAUUGACGAGAAGAUUAAGUGGCUGGAAGACAAUCAGGAUACGGAGGCGGAAGAGUACAAGAAACAGAAGAAGGAGCUGGAAGAUAUUGUGCAGCCCAUCAUUGCCAAACUGUACCAAGGUGAGUAGUUUCUCGAGUAUAUGAUUACAUUUUGUUUUUUGUUAUAUUGAUUUCAAGCUACUAUAAGUGGCAUAGAUGUCAGUACGCGGUUGAUUCUGUAUAAAAAAAAAUCAUUCAGUCAUACAGAGAUGCUUCCUAUGGAUACAGGGUGAUCAAAAUAUAAUAAAGGACUUGACAACUUUCCUUUUAAUUAAAACGCAAACCAUUUGAGAUAUCUCGAAAAUUUUAUUAUUGGAUUGAAUUAUACUCGAAACAUUAAUGUAUGGAAUUCGACCUCGUUCGUAUGUCCACCACGGACCCGUUUGCAGCGAUCGAUUAGUCGAACCCAAUUUUCAAUGACUCGGCCACACAUUUCGACAGAAACGGCCUCUAUCUCUUAUUCAAUAUUGGCUCUGAGCUCCUCUAACGAUGCGCUGGCUUGUUGGCAUAGACCAAUGACUUAAUAUAGCCCCACAAAAAAAGUCUAGAGGUGUUAAAUCCACGAUCUAGGAGGCCAUUCGACAGGACCAUAACACGUUCACCGAAUUUUGAUUUCAAUAUGUCGAUUGUUUCACCCGCUGUGUGGCUUGUGCCACUGUCUUGUUCAAAUCACAUAUCGUUAAUGUCUAGCCCAUUCAAUUGACCAAAAAAGUAACGUUGCAACAUGCCUCUGUAGCGAUCUACAUUGACUGUGACGUGGCGGUCAUUUUCAACGAAGAAAACGACUCAAUGACACCACCGGCACGAAAACCACACCAUUCAGUUAUUUUUUGCGGAUGAAGUGGUGUCUCUUGAAGCACAAGAGGGUUUUCACCGGACCAAUAACGCAUAUUCUGCUUGUGGACGAAGCCGUUUAACCAAAAAGGCGCAUCAUCACUGAAGAUGAUUUUGCGAUCAAACGCAACGUUUCUAGAGCCCAAUUCGAGAACGUAAGUCGGUUCAUAUGAUCGAACGGCUUUAGUUGUUCUUAUAAGGGUGCAGGCCAAGAUCUUUUCGCAAAAUUUACCAUGGUGUCUCAGCGAUGCCCAAUUCUUGAGAACGCCGUGUUCUGUUCUUUUGCGACGGCAGCUUGAACGGCAGCAAUAUUCUCGGCACUUCGACCAACCCGUUGUCUCAUUGGCACGGGAACAUCCAGCAGCGAAUGUGUGGACUGAAAUUUUUUUACUAGACUAUGAAUUGCUUCUCUACUGGAACGAGAAUUACGUUAAAAAAAUUGGCGUAAACGCUCCUAAAGUUGCAGCCACCGACUCGGAAUUUCGGUAGUAAAUUUUAGUUAUUUGUAAGCGUUGUUCGUUCGUGUACUUCACGAUGAUGAAAAUGUUUUGUCAUUGACAGUUAGGUAAUUGAUAUAAAGAUGCGUUCUCAGUGAAAGUUCAAAGUUGUCAAGUCCUUAUUGGAAAACCCGAUAUAUAACUGAUUAAUAUCACAUAAAGCUCAAAUCUGCACAAACCUGAAACUUCUUUAUUUCUUUUUCGAUUACUUUUAAGAGCUAUUCCGAGAAAGAUUGCUUGAUUUGCCGGUAAAAAGAAAUAAACCAAAUCGUCCCAAUUUUAUCAUCAAAUUGCUAAAUAGAUUCGAUCAGCAAAAAAAAUAUUUCUGACAUCGAUAACAGUUUGUGAUGAGACCUCUUGUGAAAUGAAAAUUUAUAUCUUCCCUUGAACGUUCCUCGAGGAAGCGUCAUUGUUUCACUAUUUCCAAGGAAAGAUCCAUUGUUUCCAAGAAAGCCUCAAGGAAAUAUUAUAACUCUGACUGUAAGUUACGUAACUUGAAGCUAAACCAGCGAUUAAAAAACAGUCACACAGCUAGAGAAGUUGAUGGUUUGGGAAGACUGUUUUCAGGGAGUCUGAAUUCCUCAUUAGGUGAUAUCAUCUGCCCCCCCAAGAUCAUCCGAUUUAGCAGCUCAAAAUUUUUUUUUGUGGGGAUUACUAAUACAUAAGAUGUGUUAAUACUGCUAAUAAAACAAGCACGAUGCAUAAGCGAUUCAAAACAUUCCUACCGAAACGUACGAAAAAGUGGUGGAAAACUUAAACCAGAGGGCAUCUUCUGUGAUACAAUUUGAUCAUAAUGUGAAAUUUUUUUGUUGGUAUUGUGUUCAAUGCUUUUUCGUUAUUUUCAGGAGCUGGAGGUGCUCCACCACCGUCUGGCGGCAGCAGUGAAGACGACGAGUUGAAGGACGAGUUGUGAGGUGAUCUCUAGGCAAUAAAAGACUGAAACAAACUGAUUAAAUGAUGGAUGUGUGUGAUUGUGCAUGUGCGCGUGAUUUCCAUUUCGUUGAACGUCUUUCCGUACAACUGUUGUUUUGUAUUAUUUUUGCCUUAAAGGUAAAUUAAUUUAUUAAGUCAUUCAGCACCGACAAGGAAGUCGAACUUUUAUUUAUUGUAAGUUUUUAUCGGGUUGCUCGUCUGUGCUCGAUGACAGUGAUUUUUUUCAAUAAAAUGAAAAAAAUACAA